Cylicocyclus nassatus is the source of this 564-nucleotide messenger RNA. The record is from the annotation of a GenBank genome assembly. Lineage: Eukaryota; Metazoa; Nematoda; Chromadorea; Rhabditida; Strongylidae.
AUGGUUGUUGUUAAAAAGCAUGCCUUUCAAUUUCCAUUCCCCUUCCCAGUUCGUCCCAUCGAUCCGUCAGAGAUACUGAACUUAACGGAUGUAUCGGAGCAAUGUCUGACAGACGUCAAUGUGUUCACAUCGAGUUUGAACACAUAUGCGCAGACCUUCGUGGCAUGUCAGCGAACUGGAGGAUGUACCAAAGUCCAGCAGACAGCACUCGACGAGCACAUUUUUGCUGUAAAACAAAUUGAUGCUUUUGGCAAGAUUCCGGCAGGAAUAAUGGACUACACGAUAAUCAACACCGGAUCGUACUCGGAAUGCAUGGAUGUAGUGGCACCAUACAAGGUGCAGUACUGUUAUGUGGCUGCCAGUGUAGUAAUGGAAGGACCUCCAAUGGGGCAAAUUGGUCCAAAAAUUGCUGUAUGCAUGCCAAGAAGCUGCACUGAAACGGAUAUCACUAAGAUCUUGGAGCGCUAUGAUGUACAACAGUAUGUGCCAGUCAACUUUACUAUUAACACAAAUUGUGUACCAUCAAAAAACACAUACUCCGCGAAUUUUUGGGUAUUCAUGUAA